Molecule: messenger RNA, 3403 nt
Organism: Peromyscus californicus insignis
Lineage: Eukaryota; Metazoa; Chordata; Mammalia; Rodentia; Cricetidae
Gene: Capn2
Product: calpain 2
Exons: 21
Coding region: 254-2356 (700 amino acids)
Biological process (GO): proteolysis
Cellular component (GO): cytoplasm
Molecular function (GO): calcium ion binding; calcium-dependent cysteine-type endopeptidase activity
Source: RefSeq, a predicted model, not a curated record
CAGUCCUCCACGGUCGGGCUGGCGCUGUGCAGGUCCCGGGCUGGUCGCGUCCGGAGCCAGGCGCCGAGCAGGCCGGGAGAGACGGAGGCCACACCCCGCGGCCCAGGCGCUUCCCGCCGGUGAAUCAUCGCCUGCAGCAGCGGCUCCCGCAGUCCGCUGCAGCGCCCCGGGCCCGGCCGCACCCCAUCCGAGUGCAGCGCCCCGCGUCUCCGCGCCCCCUCUCCCUGUGCAGUGAGCCAGUCCGAUUGGCACCAUGGCGGGCAUCGCAAUCAAGCUGGCCAAGGACCGCGAGGCGGCCGAGGGGCUGGGGUCGCACGAGAGAGCCAUCAAGUACCUCAACCAGGACUAUGAGACGCUGCGGAACGAGUGCCUGGAGGCCGGGGCGCUCUUCCAGGAUCCUUCUUUCCCCGCCCUGCCAUCCUCUCUGGGCUUCAAGGAGCUGGGGCCCUACUCCAGCAAAACUCGGGGCAUCGAAUGGAAGCGGCCCACGGAGAUCUGCUCUGACCCCCAGUUCAUUGUUGGAGGAGCCACCCGCACAGACAUCUGCCAAGGAGCCUUAGGGGACUGCUGGCUGCUGGCUGCCAUCGCCUCCCUCACCUUGAAUGAAGAAAUCCUGGCUCGGGUUGUGCCUCUAGACCAGAGCUUCCAGGAAAACUAUGCUGGUAUCUUCCACUUCCAGUUCUGGCAAUACGGUGAAUGGGUGGAGGUGGUGGUGGACGACAGGCUGCCCACCAAGGACGGGGAGCUGCUCUUCGUGCACUCAGCCGAGGGGAGCGAGUUCUGGAGUGCCUUGCUGGAGAAGGCCUAUGCCAAGAUCAAUGGGUGCUAUGAGGCCCUCUCAGGUGGCGCCACCACGGAGGGCUUUGAAGACUUCACAGGGGGCAUUGCUGAGUGGUAUGAGUUGAAGAGACCUCCCCCCGACUUGUUCAGGAUCAUCCAGAAGGCUCUGCAGAAAGGCUCUCUGCUUGGCUGCUCCAUCGAUAUCACCAGUGCUGCGGAUUCGGAGGCCGUUACGUACCAGAAGUUGGUGAAAGGACAUGCGUACUCCGUCACCGGAGCCGAGGAGGUUGAAAGCUCAGGAAGCCUGCAGAAAUUGAUCCGAAUCCGGAAUCCCUGGGGACAAGUGGAGUGGACCGGAAAAUGGAAUGACAACUGCCCCAGCUGGAACACGGUUGACCCAGACGUGAGGGCAAGGCUAACGGAACGGCAGGAGGACGGAGAAUUCUGGAUGUCCUUCAGUGACUUCCUGAGGCACUAUUCUCGCCUGGAGAUCUGCAACCUGACCCCUGACACCCUCACCUGUGACUCCUACAAGAAGUGGAAACUCACCAAGAUGGACGGGAACUGGAGGCGAGGCUCCACGGCAGGGGGCUGCAGGAACUACCCAAAUACCUUCUGGAUGAACCCUCAGUACCUAAUCAAGCUGGAGGAAGAAGAUGAGGACGAUGAGGACGGGGAGAGAGGCUGCACCUUCCUGGUGGGCCUCAUCCAGAAGCACCGGCGGCGGCAGAGGAAGAUGGGCGAGGACAUGCACACCAUUGGCUUCGGCAUCUAUGAGGUUCCAGAGGAGCUAACAGGGCAGACGAACAUCCACCUCGGCAAGAACUUCUUCCUCACAACCAGAGCCCGGGAGCGGUCAGACACCUUCAUCAACCUCCGGGAGGUACUCAACCGCUUCAAGCUGCCCCCGGGGGAGUAUGUCGUGGUUCCCUCCACCUUCGAGCCCCACAAGGAUGGCGAUUUCUGCAUCCGGGUCUUCUCAGAGAAGAAGGCUGACUACCAAGCUGUGGAUGAUGAAAUAGAGGCCAACAUUGAAGAGAUCGAAGCCAACGAGGAGGACAUUGACGAUGGGUUCAGAAGGCUGUUUGCUCAGCUGGCGGGGGAGGAUGCGGAGAUCUCUGCCUUUGAGCUGCAGACCAUCUUGAGAAGAGUUCUAGCCAGGCGCCAAGACAUCAAGUCAGAUGGCUUCAGCAUCGAGACCUGUAAAAUCAUGGUGGACAUGCUAGAUGAAGAUGGGAGCGGCAAGCUGGGGCUAAAGGAGUUCUACAUCCUCUGGACGAAGAUUCAGAAAUACCAAAAAAUUUACCGGGAAAUCGACGUUGACAGGUCCGGAACCAUGAAUUCCUACGAGAUGCGGAAAGCGCUGGAAGAAGCAGGUUUCAAGCUACCCUGUCAACUCCACCAAGUCAUCGUUGCCCGGUUUGCAGACGACGAACUCACCAUCGAUUUUAACAAUUUUGUUCGGUGUUUGGUUCGGCUGGAAACACUAUUCAAGAUAUUCAAGCAGCUGGAUUCUGAGAACACUGGGACAAUAGAACUCAACCUUAUUUCUUGGCUGAGUUUUUCAGUACUCUGAAGUUACAUGCCUGAAGACUUCUAAUGGAAGAAAACAGCCAAUGCCUAAACUCCCAAACACUUUGUCUCUGGACCUCGACCUUAUGGGAACAUUUACUUAAAUGGAUGAUUAACCUGAAGAAUAUAACCGUCUGAGAUAGAUGAAUUGUCACUUACCAGAGUAAAAGUUUUCAUAUAGAUAAACCAAAUGCAAAUGAAUUGCAUAACCCUUGAUAAGCUCGAAGAAAGCUUCAUGUCUGUAAAUAGUAUAUACUUUUUACUUCUACACCUUUUCCUGUUCACAGCAAUAUUAAAUCAGGAAGGAAUGCAGAGAGGCAUUAAACAGCUAGGCAAACAGUAAAUCAGUCUCAGAGGCCACAAGGCCUUGAUGGGAAUAUUUAAAGAAAUUUUUUUAAGUUUUAAAAUGCAGUGGUGGCAUCUGCCACAGCAGCCCAGGGACUGACACUUGCCCUGAGCAAACUGGUAAAUAUAACGAUGCAUCCUGAAGUAAUUUGAUGGAGAUAUCUAAAGAAUCCAGGAGCCAGCAGUGGUGGCACUCCCCUGCAAAUAGGAGUCUGAGAUAGAGGUCAACCAGGGCUACCUAGCAAGACGCUGUCUCAAAAAUGAAAUCAGAAAAAAAAAAAAAAAAACAUGGUUGCAUUAUUUGGUUCUAACAAAAGAUGGUUUUUAUACACUGUCAUGAACAGUAAAGUCCUUCUUAAACUCAAGUCCUUGACCAUAGUUGGCCUUACACAUUUAAGACUUACAAAUAGUGAGUGGUGACAGCAUCCUACCCUGAGCAACUGUAGCAGUGCAUCAGAGCCAGGUGUCCAGUUUGCAAGAAGAUCAUGAUAAAGGACAAGCAACCUGUUGGAUGCCUCAUAUGUUUCUGUACUUCACCUAACCCCAGGGAUUGUGCCUAGAGCUGGGGUGGAGAGCUCAGAAGGUCUUCUUAAAACAAACAGGCUGGCUUCUUGAUUUUGGGGAAACGCUAGCAACAUUGUAAGCAUAUUGCCUUAUCUCCUUACAAAUGUACUGUUAAUAAAGAGUUGCCAAUGCAGUCACACCA